This is a messenger RNA of Rhincodon typus (whale shark), 7075 nucleotides long. RefSeq names its product folliculin-interacting protein 2-like. NCBI's taxonomy places the organism in Eukaryota, Metazoa, Chordata, Chondrichthyes, Orectolobiformes, Rhincodontidae. The record is from RefSeq and is a predicted model, not a curated record. Bases 1 to 2880 code for a protein of 959 amino acids. Gene Ontology annotation, cellular component: cytoplasm. The transcript is spliced from 13 exons. Gene Ontology annotation, molecular function: protein-folding chaperone binding; ATPase inhibitor activity.
AUGAAGCACAGCCACUUCAGCUGGACACCUGUGGAGUUUGAAGUGGACCAGAUUCGACUGAUUGUAUACCAAGAUUGUGAAAGGAGAGGUAGACAUGUUCUGUUUGAUUCUAAAGCAGUGCGUAAAGUUGAAGGUGCUUCAGUGCAGAAAGGUUCAGAUGAUGUGUCCACAUUGCAAGGGAAGUGCCACCACACAGGUAGCAGUAGUACCUGCACCCAAAAUCUCUCCUCUUCCAUUGCUGUUAAAGAGCAACUGCCUAGAUAUCAGUAUUCGCGUCCUGUUUCUGAUGUCAACAUGCUUGGAGAAAUGAUGUUUGGCUCUGUUGCAAUGAGUUACAAAGGCUCUACUUUGAAAAUACAUCAUAUACGCUCCCCCCCUCAAUUAAUGAUCAGUAAAGUAUUCUCCGCGAGAAUGGGCAGUGUUGGAAGCUCAAAUAUGCUGCAAGAUAGUUUUGAAUGCAUCAACCAAGAAAACACCGUAGGAAAGCCUUGUCCUAGUCAGGAUGGUAUCAGUAACUCUCGUAUUGCUAGUAACCUGGGUCAUUUGCUGGUUUGUGGCAGCAAGCUGCUACUAUGUCCUACUGAACCAGGUCCACUCCAACUCAUCCGGAGUGCUUCUUUCUUUGCAGGUUUGUGUGGAAUGCUCAGCAUAGUGUGGACCACACAAAAGCACUUGUCCCAUUUUAUGAUUUUCAAAUUUUUUAUUCUUACUUCUCUCCCUAACUUCAGAUUCUUUUCAGCACUAAUAACAGCUGUGCUCACAUAUCACCUAGCCUGGGUUCCCACAGUUAUGCCAAAUGACCACCCUCCUAUAAAGGCGUUUCAUGAGAAACAUGCAUCCCAGAAUGUGGACCUGUUGGGAAAAUCACAUCCAUAUAAUCCUCUUUGGGCACAACUUGGUGAUUUGUAUGGAGCUAUUGGUUCUCCAGUGAGGCUCGCCAGGACUGUUGUAGUUGGGAAGCGUAAAGAACUAGUUGAACGCUUACUUUUUGUCCUUAGCUACUUUAUACGGUGCUCAGAUCUUCAAGAAAACCAGCUAAUGUGCAAAGGGAAACUAUCAGAAGGUGAGAAUAUUCAAGCAGGAACCAAGAUCUCCACUGCACUAGAGAAGGGAGAAGUGGAAGAAUCAGAAUAUGUAGUUGUCACUGUUCAUAAGGAUGACCCUAUUGUUGUGACUCCACUUCAAUCUUCAACCAAUGUUGGGAAAGAAAAUAUGAUGGCUGUAGAUAAAUCGAUACAACUAGAUUUCACAUCCAAAGCGGUUAGUAGCAGAAAGCCUGAAUCUGAUAGCUAUGAAAGGUAUACUUCUGGACAGUACAAUGAACCCCCUUCAGUUAUGAAUGGAGCCAAAUUUGAUGCUGCUAACACUUGCGCAGAAAUCACAAUGCUGAUUCAAGAAAAUGCAAAAGAGACUGUAACGACUGUGAAAGAGUCUGCACUGUGUACCACAGAGAUACAAAUGCUUGGGCAUGAAGGAUUUGGAUUAACAGAUAGACCUACUCAUUCUGCAUCACCAACUGCAGCAAAGCUGGCAAGCAGUCCACCAGUGAAAAUGUCUCAAGCUGUUUCUGUCCUAUCUGGAAUGAAGUGUCCAGACAGGUUUCCUCAAAGGAGCCCACACCUGCAGGAUAGAGUGCUGUUUCAGAUUGGGUGUUCACUGUCACCUGACUCUGAUAUUGAAACUAGAAGGCAGGAAAUGGAAGAACAGGUGGAACAAUUCAGGAACCACCAAGAUGGAAAAAAUAACAGUAAUCAACUGCAAAAAGACAUCGACUUGUCAAAAAUAGACACUGUAGAUCAACCCACUGAGGCUGGAGGAAGAAUGCAGGAAAAGCAGAACCAUUAUUGUGAGAGAGUUCCUUUUUCUGAAGGAAACACCAGUAUCUUUGAACAUUUCACUGAGGACAAUGGCCCUGCAGCAAGCAAAGUAGCUGAGCUGUCUAACCAGGUUUCUGGUAUCUCCAUUGCAAAGGAAACGGUCAAAUUAUUUGUGUGCUCAAAUAGAGAAAACACCAUCCCCAACACAGCAGCCAUAAGAACUUCAUGCUGUGACAAUUUGGAAAUGCCUCCACUUGACUUGGUUGAUGCUAAUUCUGGAAGUCAGAAUUAUGGGGACACAGCCUCUACUGGCAUUCUCUGUGGGGAGGAGGAUGAUUCUGGGAAGAAUGUUGCCUUGAGGAUAGAUGGUGACAUUCCCAGGAAUGAAAGUUCUGACAGUGCUCUUGGAGACAGUGAUGAUGAGGAUGUAACCCACGACUCAUCAACGCAAGGACUGGAGUGUUUUAAUGAGAGACGAGAUACCAUGGAAGAGCUUGAACUUUCAACAGCAAGCAUCAAAAUGAGCAGUAGAUCAACUAUCAAUAAUUUUGGAAAAUCUUUGUUUGGUGGAUACUGUUCUCAAUAUGUCCCAGACUUAGUCUUACAUGGAACUUGCUCUGAUGAGAAACUGAAACAGUGCUUAAUGGCGGAUUUAGCUCAUGCUGUGCAGCACCCUGUUUUAGAUGAGCCUAUUGCAGAAUCUGUCUGUAUUAUUGCAGACACAGACAAGUGUUCAGUGCAAGUGGCUACAAACCAGAAGAAAGUGAUGGAUAGCAAGUUGGGUAAAGAGGUUUUGGUCUCUAACCUGGUUUCCUCCUUGCUCCAAUCAAUUCUCCAACUUUACAAACUGAAAAUCCCACCUGAUUAUUGCGUAAUCCAUCUUGAGGAUAGACUUCAAGAGCUGUAUUUUAAAAGCAAGAUGCUGUCCGAAUACCUGAAAGGCCACACCAGAGUGCAUGUAAAAGAACUGGGAGUGGUGCUGGGGAUUGAAUCGAAUGAUUUACCUCUGUUGGCUGCUAUAGCAAGUACUCAUUCUCCAUAUGUUGCCCAAAUACUCUUAUAAGCUAAAUAUUCAGAACAGCCUUUGCGAGAAAGGACUUAAAAAUCAAACUGAGCGCAUCGGACAGCACUGAGUUUGUAAACUUCAAGCACAUGGUUACAAGUAGCAUGCAAAAUGACAACUGGAUUGUGCUGCAGUGUGCAUUCAGUAAUUUUUUUUUAUAAUGUAGACGUUCUGUCAUUUUUCAGAAUUUCUGAAAAAUAUGUUCAUAUCAGUGAGAAAUUUUAAUGAGAAGUGACUAAGAUUUUUAACAGAACUUAAUGAAGUCUUUCAAAUUCUUCAAACAUAAGGGUGACAACUAAAGCAUCUAUUUUGUAAGAAACCGACCAGACUCCCAUGCCAUCUUGAAUGUUUGCUUCUGUGAUGUUUUGACUUUUGAGUCACUUUAUCAAUUGCCUUAACUGAUAUGUAAUUGAGUAUUACAAAAAACAUUCCUAUUCCAAAAAUAUGAAAUUGCAUCUAUUGAUUUUACAUUUUUGAAUUGCAAGGAUACUGUACAAUCCUGCACAAAGCACAGCAAAAAAACUCCAACUUAGCAGUUUACUUUGUACAUUGAUUGAUUUGACAAUUUUUGAGUCUAGCUGUCUGUUCACCUUUAAAGGGACAAAGUAGGCAGAAAUAUAUUUUUUAAAACUUUUAUGGAGUAUCUUCCUUAAAUGAGUGUUGUUUACAAUGAUUUCUGAGCUUAUGCAAGAUUGCAUUUUUCUGUUAAACAGCUUAUAGUACAUGGAAUAGUGGGGCUAGUCUUGUGAUAUCAGCUUUGUACAAAUAUAGACUCUGCCCUUUUGCAUUUAAUUAAUAACCAUAUUAGUGAUGACCAACAGGGUUGUGUUAAAUAAUUCUCAGACUGACUGAUUUUAAUGGAGAAUUCUAAAAUGUUGAAUGAUAGGAAUAUUGAAAAUUAGGAUUCUUGGGUGUGGGGUAUACUGUAUUUUGGUUGUGUACAUGCGUAUGGUACAAUCUCAGCCAGUAAGAACUGUAUAGAGACUGUGUUUGUCUAUCAUAAAUCUAAUGACAGUAAUGAAUUUCAAAAACCUGCUGGGGAAAUGUUCCAAUUAAAAGUACAAAUAAUUAAAUUGAUGAGUAUCCCAGAAUGUGCUGCAACUUCACCCAGUGGUUGGGGAAGGAAAUCUUUUACAUUACACUUGGCUAAUAGUAUUUCCUGUGGAACCAGAUAGUCAGCUCAAUGAUGGGUCACCUUUUUGAAUUAGUGCACAGGAGACCUUGGAAAUAAUCCUUCUGCCAUUGAUUUCCGCACAAAACGGUGGGGUUUCCUAUCUGGUACAUAAGUUGACUGUAUUGGUUGGAGAAAUUUCAUGAAUAAUUUUACUAUUCCUUUUCCCCAGUCCAGCCUUUGCUAAAGCAGCAUUCAUCCAUUGGGGUUAUUACUUUACAUAUGACCUAUUUACAUGUGACAGAGCUGUUGUUUUGCUUUUAUUUUCAUUUUAAUGCUGAACAAACUGGGCGGGGCUUCUGUUAAUAGAGAAUUUGAAUUUAAGCAUAUUGGUGAUUUGCCACUAGAAAGGAUCAUGUUUUAUAAACCUAGAAUUAUGAAGUGGGAAAGUAAUGAAAUCCGCUAUGAACAUAUUUCUGAAGUUUGAUGCUCAUCUUGCAUGCUUUCAAUGAAAGUAGUGGCUUGAUGCUAUACUUCAGUUUGUUUUCUAGUUUUGAUUUUAAAUUAAAUUUCUGAUGAAUAGCAUACUCAAGCAUGCAAAUAUUUCUAUGAUUAGACAUAAUUAUUUGGAAGGAAGUGGAUAUCAACUGUAUAUAAGCUUUGUCCUUAAACUUUUAAAUGUUGUAGAGCCUGAAAUUUGUGCACUUUUUGAAGGCAGCAUACCAUUUGAUUUUCUUGUCACAAACAGUUAUAAGUUACUGAUAGCUGCAUUUUUAACAUUUGUGGCAUCUAGCAAACUUACUGAUCUAAUUUAAUAUAUUCCAACUUUUAAGUUUUUAAUUUAGUUUAUUCUCAUCACCUAUUCCCAUGAAACCCACUACACCAAAUACAGAAACUAAAUUGUAUAAGACAAAAAUAGAAACUACUGGAAAAGUUCAACAGGUCUGGCAGCAUCUGUGGAGAGAACACAGUUAACAUUUUGGGUCAAGUGACCCUUCUGCAGAACUCUGUUCUGAGGAAGGGUCAGUCGACCCAAAACGUUGACUCUGAUUUCUCUCCACAGAUGCUGCACGACCUGCUGAGCUUUUCCAGCAAUUUCUAUUUUUGUCUUUGACUCACAACAUCUGCAGUCCUUUCAGUUUUUAUCUGUUAUUCAGCUUCAUGUAUGCAUCAAAACAAUGAGAAAUAUUACCAAGCAUGUAUGUUACCAUCAUCCACAGAAUCAGAUGAUAUCUGGUUUUUAUUCAAAUACCCUGAUAUCCACAUACUUCUGCUAUCCCACUAAUGUAUGUAUUGAAAGAAUAAGUUCAAAACCUAUACAAAUCAAGCUUAAGAACUUCUUGUCGGAUCAUUUGGGGGAUUAAAUAUCGUAGGUGUGGAAGGCGCUAAUUUAAUGGUUUUUUUUUUGUUAACCCCCAUUUUCAUUUGAGGUAGUGGUCUAUUUUAGCCAUUGGCUGCAUAAGUUGAAUUUUGGAUCCACUGCCAACUAUUGAGUGAAAAGUAUAUUUAUCCUGAAUUACAAUAUUAGUGUUGUAGAGAUACAGUUCAACGUAGAGGUUAACUUUUGGUUGUCAAUAAAGUUCUCCUGGCAUAAUUUUACAAAACAGUACAAAUCUUACAAGCUGAAAUAGAAAGUGUGCUUACUUAAUUAUUACACUUGUGUGCCAGUGCCUUGAUUGUCCCUUUUUUAAAUGUUUGUAGCUGGAGCAGGUGUUCCCCUUGCUCAGUUAGUCUAUUAACCUGCAAGCUAAUCUUUUAAGACUGCACUUAGUUUUUUUUUCCAUCUUUGUAACCUGUUUCAAUUGGAACAGCUUAGGCCACUACUUGGUGUUUCCUUGUUUCUUCAUUUUAGAUAUUUGUCAGGUCCAGGAUGAGUGCUGUUCUGCAUAUUUUUGCCUGCAUAUUAAAUUAUUGGUUACUCAUUCACUUUUCUACUGCAUCAUUUGAACAAAUGAGAACCAAAUGCUGCAUUUGUAACCUCAUACAUUAAUUUGUUGUGUACGUAUCUGGCUUUUAACACAGUAAGUGGGCUUUUCUAAGUUUUGUUAAAGCUUGGUCUCUAUACAUCAAUUUUUAAAUGUGGGAAAAUUUGAGAAACCUGAAUUUUCAUAAUUUUUAUUUUUUAAAAAUAGAAAGCUCAAGUAUGUUUCUAUUUUAAAUGGGAAUUUAAACUUGCUGGCAAAUUCUGAGAACUAUUGCUUGUUAAAACUACCUCAGUUGACUGACAGGAAUCCAAACAUUGAGUUCCUUUAUGUUUCUAAUGUCUUAUCUAUCUAAAUUUGUCUUUGUUUUUGAAUUUUGCUAUAAAAUCAAAAUCAAGUUCCUAAGAUGAUAAAUGGCAUGUUAAUGCAAAGCAAGUUUUAAUUAUACUUGGUGUAACUUCUUUUCGUAAGUAGUUUUUCUGUUGUAAUACCUAAUAAAGUAAGUGUAAAGUGAAUUUUGAAAAUGCUGUUUGGCGUGUGAAACAGUUCCUGAAUGUAACUCUGGAGUAACAGUAGAUAUAGCUGACAUAAGUAUCCUUGUAUUUGGCAUUUUGUCCCCAUUUCAGUGUUAAUAUUAAACUAGUUUUAUUCAAGCCAUCUCCUUCAGACAUGUGAAUUGUAUACACAACUACAAGCCUAUUGGUUUGUAAUUUAUUCUGGAAGUGAUAUGUUGUAUGAAACUCAGAACGUGUACGCAUUCGUGCCAUUGUGUGAGUAUGUACAAAUUUUUGAUCCGAGUUCAGUAAUUGUGUUGUCAGAAUCAUUUUAUAACAAGUUAAAACUUGUCUAAUUUUUUCAAAUAGCUUUUUAAAACUUCCUGCCAACGUGUUUUAAGUUGCAAUGUGGAAAUUUGAGACAAGCAGUUUUGAGUUUAGAACUUCUGUGAACAAGAAAAGUGAUUCAGAAUUCAAGGUUUCAGUAAAAUGCAAUGGAUUUUUAAGUACAGUAAACUUUAUUCUACACACUACAUUGUUAUUUUUAUCUAUUCAGUUCAACGGUGCUAGGAUUGAAUAGAAUGUUGGAAACUGGUCAUGUACAUUCUUUCAUGUAAAUAUUCAGUGUAUUUCAGAUCUUUUUAUGUGCAAUAAACUAUUGGAUUAUA